Messenger RNA from Oreochromis niloticus (Nile tilapia), 1475 nucleotides. RefSeq lists its product as uncharacterized. The coding region runs from base 309 to 1274 and encodes 321 amino acids. The record is from RefSeq and is a predicted model, not a curated record. The transcript has 2 exons. NCBI's taxonomy places the organism in Eukaryota, Metazoa, Chordata, Actinopteri, Cichliformes, Cichlidae.
CCGUGUUACAUCGCUCAACAUCCGCUCAAUGUUUUCAAAAUAAAAGAUAAUGAAUUAAAUAAAGGCUUUGCUUUUAGACCACUCCUAGUUUAAUAUUGUGCUGUAAAUGCAACAACACUGUGCUGGAGACUCACACAGAGGUACGGUCAAUGUGUUGUCAGGGUAAGGCUAGCUGAUUUAGAAAAGCACUUAAUAAGCACUUAAUUUCGAGGAGUAGACGGAAGUUUCGAGUGGAAACUUUGCUUGAACUAAAAUUAGCCUCUUGGAGAGCAGGAACCCGCUACUGACAGGGAAUAAGUACGCUCGGCAUGGAGCUCCUUCAGCUGCUAUUACCUGCGCUCUUCUUCGUGAAUGUUUUGGGUGAGGAGGGUAUAUCAUAUGUGAAAGUGAUGUUAGGAGACUCGUUUAUUCUUGCUGGAAACUGUGCGAGUGAGGAAGAGGGGACACUUCGCCAAAUACAGCCUCAGUCCCGGGAUGUCGCUGCGCACCGAGACGGAGUUUGGAGACCAGAGGAAAGUUUUAGAGAUCGCAUCAGUCCCAACUCCUCUGUCGUCUUUAACCGCGCAGUUUACACGGACAGCGGACUUUAUGUGUUCAUGUGCGGCGGUCGGGAGGUGUCUGCUGUCCAGGUGGAGGUUGUCGUGUUCUCUGAAACAUCCGUCACAGAGGGAGAAGCGCGCAGCCUGUCCUGCUACUAUCCAACUACAGCUGGCACCUGCUGGUCUGUGCGCUGGGUUAAAGACGGGGAAGAUGUGUUAAGGAGAGACUCGUGCGGUGGUAAAAGUAACUGGACUGCUGAUGGUCGACUGUCUCUGUCAGCUGAUUGGCUCUCACACGGAGACCUGUCAUUAAACCUGCAGCGGGCUCGGAGGGAAGAUCAGGGGGAUUAUUUCUGUUACAUCCAAAAAGAAGGCAGAGGGGAACAGAGGGGGACACCAGCUGCUGCGAGGCUGAAGGUCAGUGAGAGAAGCCCGGAUCAGACCACCAGCACUCCUCCCCCUACAUCGGUGUCUCCGACACAGACGACUUCAGAAGUAAGCGGACUGGGAACUCUGGCCACUGUCUGCAUCACAGCUGUGGUGUUUUUGGUCGGCCUUGUGUGUGGAUGGCUCCUGAAAUCUCACUGCUCCACGUACUUGUCACAUCUUCUCCGACGCUUUGGAUCCGGCGGUGGACGACAUGAUGUAGAUGGGGCGUCGGAGGCUCUGAGCCAUCCUCCUCCUCUGCAGAUGAAUGGCCACCAUCCAUCAAAUAUGCCCCAGGCAGACGUCUGAAGACUUUCAGGAUCAGAAUUUGACAACAUUUAACUUAUUAAUGCGCUUCAGCUUAUUAAUGUGUGCAGCUUAUUAAUGUGUGCAGCUUAUAAUUAUAAUUCUGCAUUUUAACACCGAUAUCUUAUUUCUGUAAUCUCUUGAUUCGGCUUUGUGUGAUUAAAUAAACUGUUUUCUUCUACUACUGCUUGAGUGAGGCGAUAC